Sclerotinia trifoliorum is the source of this 4039-nucleotide messenger RNA. The record is from the annotation of a GenBank genome assembly. NCBI's taxonomy places the organism in Eukaryota, Fungi, Ascomycota, Leotiomycetes, Helotiales, Sclerotiniaceae.
GUUUUUUCUCCUGCACAAUUAUUUUCCCCCCAAAGUCACGACCGCCAAAGAGAGAGAGAGAGAGAGAGAGAACUCGAGCCCAAAAAAGAAAAAGAGCACAAACAGCCUCGAAUAAUCGAAUAAUCGGAAAUCAUUUAAAAACCUUAUCUCGAGAUAAAAAUAAAAGGCAGAGCCUCAUUUAAACAUCUGGAGAUUGGAUUGUUUUCAUUUGAAGAGAAUUUCUUCGAGAGGUUAUCGAUGAAAUUGAUAAUUAAUAGCUACCUACCCAGUCAGUAUCUACCUAUUGAAUAAAGGAAUUGGGAAGUUUUCGAUCGACUUGUAUUAAGAGGGGACGGCUUCCUUUUCCAAGACGACCGGUCGCAAUUUUUCAUUUUCACGCUUUUUCGCAAUCGAAUCCAUCGAAAAGGAAGGUUACGUCACCGCUAAUUAUCAAGCCUUUGAAUCUUUGAAAGUUUGAAGGAAGAAAGAACGAAAGAACGAAAGAAAGAAAGAAAGAAAGAGAGAAAGAAAGGAUAUCGGUAGUCCAUCAGAUAGAAUUUGGUUGAUUGAUUGAUGAUUGAUUGAUUGACUACUACUUAUUAAUCAAAAGGAAAGGAAAGGAAAGGAAGAAGCAAAGGAAGAAGAAUAGUAACCUUAGGAGUCAUAAUUCCUAAGAGUUAUUCUUUUCCCCGCGUCUUUAUAUCUAUCUAUCAUCUAAAAUAGGUACGUACCCUCCUUUUUAAAGAUUCUGACAUCAUUCGAAUCUUGUUUCUCAUCUGAAUCCACAGCCAAAUCCGUCCAUCCAACUUGAUCAAGAUAGAGGGUAGCCAAAGUCGCGAAAACACAGCAAAGCAAAGCAACAAUAAUAAUAGCAAUAGCGCAAAAUCCAGAAUCCAAAAUCCACAAUCCACAAUCCAAAAUCCAAAAUCCAAAAUCCAAAAUCCAAAAUCCAAAAUCCAAAAUCCAAAAAGCAACCCAAACCCAACCCCAACCCCAACGCAAUACGACACAACACAGCACAACACACAACACACAGGCACACGCGCGCACACACAUCGUACAUCAAACCAACCAUCUUAAUUGAAGAUCGAUCACUUUAAACUUUCGAAAUCCAAUAAUCAUUUAUAUAAACGGAGUAAAGGCUGGAAUUGGGAAUAUCUUCUCUUUUAACGGCUUGAGCCUCAAGGAAUAAAUCCAUCUCCACAUCACCACCGCAAACCAAUAAUUACAUUCCUACAGUGCUGAGAGUACUAGGUACAGUACUGCGAACCUCAAUCCAACCUAACCAUCCAUUUAUACAGCCAUACAACUACACCCUAUCUACACACGCUAUCUACUCUGCGGUAUAAAAUUUACACCACUUUCGUCAUCAUCGUCAUCGUCGUGUAAAGGGCAAUCGAUACUGUAACAAAUUCCAUCAUCUAUCCAGCCAGCCACGCUAUCUUGAACUCAAUUCAUUGCGUCGUCUGACACCUGCUACGUCUCCUUGGUGGUCAUUCCUCUUUCCUUUCCCAUCAUGGUGUCCUUUUCACAAAAGAUCGACAGUCCUAUAGAUGAUAAUUUUAAACCUUCAGGCAAGCAUUCCCUUUAAUUGACCCCAAUCCUUUAUCUCUGCUUCCAUUCAACUUCAUCCAUCCAAUUCAGUUCACUUACUUACAUCCUUCUACCUCGUCAUCAACAAUGAUAUGCUAUACAUUAAUGACUAGACAACUAACAUAUUUUCUUCAGCAGGCGACUCAAUAAUACCAGAUGCCACAGUAAAGCCUGUACUGUUAGAGGCAAGUCGACCACUUCCAAAUCCACCCGUGCCGUCGCGCAACGAAGUGAGCGAUUAUAUUGCAAAACGGUGUAAUAAACUUGAAGAAGAAGAAAAUCCUUUCGAUUCUCAAUUUGGAGGUGGUCCUGCGAAACCCAAUCUAGCCAAAACUCCUGGUGGUACCCUACUACCUUCGAUUCAAGCUUUACAAUCUGGAUCCUUACCUGGUUUUAGUAAUAUGGAAGGAUUACGGUCGGGUCCAUUGAGUCCCAAUAUGCUCGCUGGUCCAAAAGAACCUGCCGAUGAUUACUUCUCCGGAGAUCAUAAUAUGAUUGAGGGUCCAAGGGGUUUCACUCCAAUGGAAUCUGCUUUGAGGCAUGAGAGGAUCUUGCCAUCACCAGGGAAUGUUCUAAGUCCUGGCAAUCCAUACUCAUUGAAUUCAAGUUCACUCAUUGGAGGAAUUGCAAGUCCAGGAAUUGGAAUGUAUAGCGGUGGAAUUGUCGCAACACCUGGAACGGCCGACUUUCAGCGGACUGCUUCCGAAAUUCGUCAGCGUCAAGUUGCCGCUAGUCUUAAUGAGCAAAAGAGAGAUAUGAACAUUACUUCCCAGCCCCAACAGAUGAACGAAGGUAAUCGUAAUGACAUGACGGACUAUCCUGGGGGUGAUUACACUGCAGCCCAGAGCCUCCACAUGUUGGCUAAUCAAGCUUCGGCAUCAUCUCGGGAUUCCUCGCCACAUUACAACAUUGCCCUGGGCCAACCACGACAAGCACAGACCUCGACACAAAAAAUGUUAUUAAAUCGAAAUCAGCAAACUUUGAACCAACAGAUGAACCCUAUGAACCCUAUGCAAGUCAAUGGCCAAAUGGCUGGUCGGCCAAACAACCCAUCUAUAAUGAAUGGUCAUUCUAUGGAUUCGAGAGAAAGGAACAAUUCCGUAAACUCAAACUCAUCGAGUCCGGUGAGCAAUGGCAAUAGCAUUGGUUAUGAUAAUGACAUGAACGGAAAUGGUUCUCAGUCAAUGGGCAAAAAGAGGGCAACCACAAAGCGAAAGGCAAGCGCAAACAAAACUCCACCAAAGAAUAACAAAAGGACCAAGGGGGGUAGUAACGCCUCAAAGAGGGAUGAUGAUAUGAAGAAUGAAGAAUUUACAAAUGAAGACCUAGAUAACAUGGAUGAUCAGGGUGAUUUCGAAGAGAAUGAAGAAAACAACAACAACAACAACAACAACAAUGGCAAACCCAAGAAACCUGAAACAGAUGAUGAGAAACGGAAGAGUUUCCUUGAACGAAACAGGUUAGCUUUUUUCUUCAUGAUAUAUGAUUCUUCAUGCUAAUUAAUUUUCAGGGUUGCUGCUCUUAAAUGUAGACAGCGUAAGAAGCAAUGGCUCAACAACUUACAACAAAAAGUUGAUACCUACACCAACGAAAAUGAGGCUCUACAACAAAGAAUCCAACAAAUGGGUCACGAAAUUAUUCAACUUAGAACCAUGCUUUUGGCUCAUAAGGAUACUCCGAUUGGUAUUCAACAAGGUAUCGCGGCAUUUGUUCCACAAAUUUACGAAGAGAUGCCACAAAUGCAUCAAGCUCAAAAUCCAUAUGGUAUGGCUGGAAUGCAACCAUCUCAAAAUCCUGCCAUGCAGUAAUCUAUGAUUCAUGGUUUCAAACAAAUGUGUCACGCUAGGGCCUUCAUGAAUUCGAAUUUCUUGGAUUUACGAAUAUGCUCCUCAACACGGAAAUAAUUUGUAUCAUAGAUUUCUUCUCGACUUUCUUUCAUACAUCAUCUGGAGCUGGAAUCGAAGGAAAAUUCUUCUAGCUUACAGGUAUGAUCUUCUUCCCAUUUAUACAUAUUUUUUCUCUUACACUUAAUUAUUGACAGAGUCCAAAUGCCGGAUUCUAUUCUAUUCACGAUUAAAAUGUGCAUACAUGGUUGGGGUAUGAAACCAUACUUUCGGCGCUGGGGAGGAUUGGAGGUUAUUUUAUUGUUUACCAGGACUGGUUUGACAAAACGUAUAUGCAUACAUGUACUCGAACUUAAAAGAGGUUUUGGUUCUGAGAUAUGGUUGGGUUGCGCGCAUGGUAGGGCAUGGUGAUGGGGUAUUUGGUUUAUUCAUUCAAUUCAUUCAUUUUUCUUAUCUUAAAUAUUUGAGACUUUUUUUGGUCUCCUGGAAACGAAAUGGAUUGGACUGGAGUUGAAGGGGAAAAAAUCCACUUCGGGCGAAUGGAGUUUUUUUUUCCUCGAGAGAAACAAAAUUUUGAAUUGAAAUGAUUGUAAUGUUAUUGAAUGUUGAUUGAUUUUUUUGAU